UGGAAAGAGAGAGUGAAGCCACCAUCAGCUGUCUGGACCUGGUCCUGAAGUGGUUCACUCUGAGGUUUUUCGACACCAACACCACAGUAAUUAUGAAGGUGCUGGAGUAUCUGAAGAUGCUCUUUGCCAUGCUGAACAGGGAGAAUUAUCACCUCACUGAGUAUGAAGCCAACUCCUUUGUCCCCUACCUCAUACGGAAGGUUGGCGAGUCAAGAGAUGUGGUUCUGAAAGAUGUCCGGGCAAUUCUCACCAUGCUCUGUAAUGUCUAUCCGGCAUCAAAGAUCUUUCCUUUCCUCAUGGAUGGAACAAAGUCCAAGAACUCCAAACAGAGAGCUGGUGUGGAAAGCUCGCCUGAAUGGCUAUGAGGAAGCUCUGAAGCUCUUUCAGAGGGUUGAAGAUGAGAAGAGUCCAGAGUGGGGGAAGUACCUGGGCCUAAUAAAGACGUUUGUGACCGAUUCUAAUGCUGUGGCUCAGCUUAAAGGCCUGGAGGCCGCUCUGGCUUUUAUUGAAAAUGCACACGUCGCUGGCAAAACGACAGGUGAAGUAGUGUCGGGCGUAGUGAACAAAGUGUUCAACCAGCCUAAGGCGCGAGCGAAGGAGCUGGGCAUGGACAUCUGCCUGAUGUACAUCGAGAUCGAGAAGGCUGAGAUGGUUCAGGAGGAGCUGCUAAAAGGACUGGACAACAAGAACCCCAAGAUCAUGGUGGCCUGUACCAAGACCAUCACCAAGGCCCUCAGUGAGUUUGGAUCCAAGAUUGUCUCUCUGAAGCCCGUGGUGAACGUUUUACCCAAGCAGUUUGAGUCCAGGGACCAAGCUGUGAGGAAUGAAGCCAAACUGCUGGCUGUGGAGAUCUACAAAUGGAUCAGAGACGCUCUGAGACACUCGUUACAAAGUAUUAACUCUGUACAGCUGAAGGAGCUGGAGGAGGAGUGGGUGAAGUUGCCUCCAUCUCCACCCAAACAGACCAGGUUCCUGCGCUCCCAGCAAGACCUGAAAGCCAAGUUUGAACAACAAGCCCAAGGAGGAGACAACUCUGAAGUUUAUUGA
Molecule: messenger RNA, 1047 nt
Organism: Thalassophryne amazonica
Lineage: Eukaryota; Metazoa; Chordata; Actinopteri; Batrachoidiformes; Batrachoididae
Product: cytoskeleton-associated protein 5-A-like
Exons: 7
Coding region: 232-1047 (271 amino acids)
Biological process (GO): mitotic spindle organization; establishment or maintenance of microtubule cytoskeleton polarity; centrosome duplication
Cellular component (GO): microtubule plus-end; kinetochore; spindle pole
Molecular function (GO): microtubule plus-end binding; microtubule plus end polymerase activity
Source: RefSeq, a predicted model, not a curated record